Molecule: messenger RNA, 3929 nt
Organism: Podarcis lilfordi (Lilford's wall lizard)
Lineage: Eukaryota; Metazoa; Chordata; Lepidosauria; Squamata; Lacertidae
Source: the annotation of a GenBank genome assembly
AUGGCAUCCCAAAGACUCCUGGAGGUAAGUGGAGGUUGCCAUGGCCAGGGGACUUAACUCUAGAACCUAGAUCAAUGGUAUCACCAAGUUUGGCAAAGAGCUAUCCAAAGUCAAAGAAAGGGUUGAGCUUUGCCCAAGUUUUUGGAAGGGGAGUAGGAAUGCUGAAAAAGAAAAUUUAGUGUUCUAUAUUGCAGUCAAUUGAAUAUUAUUUUGAACAGAGGAUUCCUUCCGAUUUAUGUGAAUCUGGGAGCGGCUUCAUUUCUAUUUCUACACGCUGGAUGUUAUCUUUGUACUAUAGUUUGGAGGGAAAGGGAAAAACAGAAGAAGAAAAGAGAGGGUGAGCGGCUGGCCCAGUGGAGGGGAAGGGGGUGCUAGAUGGAACUGGUUUUUCUGCAGAGCUGAUGCAAGGAGCUCUGCUGCUCACCUGUCCACAGAGUCUAUCAUAGGGGAGGGCUGCUCCCAGGUGCAGGUGAGGGAAAGGCAGGAGGCCUGGCAGAGCUGUGCUCCUGGAGGAAGGACGGAUGAGAAACAGCGCCAUGGGCUCUGCUGAGACAGGCCAGCUCCCGCAGGCCUUGUCUCCCCCAGCUGGCAUCUGGCGGCAGCCAUUUCAUCAGGCUGCCUCAGUGGGAGAGAUGAGAACAGCAUUCUAGACCCAGGGGCCUGAGCUUGUGAGUUGUUUUUUCCUCUCCCCUCCUUGCACCCUUUCCUUGUGUGUUGUAUUUCCGUUGGUCAGAUUGUUUCUUACAAUAGAAGUCUGCGAUUAGGGAGUUUCUUGCAUUUGAUUUCAUGGAAGGCUCUCUUGGAGCCUUCUUGGCUUAGGAGAGCGGUACAAAUGCUCUAAAGGAAUGAAUGCAUGAAUAAGGUCUCUAAGGAAAUGGAGGACAGAGAUUUCCAGUUUGUUUCCCAACCUACCUUGCCUGCGCUUUCCUGAUCAACACAAAAACAUGAAUGGGUCUGAUCCAUUCUUCACAUUCUGAUGUUCCUGUUUCUCUUUUCUCUUUUCUUAUGGACAGGGAAUUGAUUUCGAUGAGGAUCAAAUCUCGGAAAUCAGUCUGAAAGAAGGGGAGGAUCUUCCUCUAAGGUAAUGCUGUGCUAAUCCCCUGCCCCCAUCAUCAAUUGUGAAAUAUACUCGGAGUCGAGAGUGGAUUUCAUGCUCUUUAUUCAGCUCAUAGUGGUGAGGAGGAAUGGAAGUUCCCCUGAAAUGUCUGCUUUAUAUACAUUAUUUACACAAUGGGCCCCAUGUGAUUGGCUAAUUCUGGGAUUCUCCUGUAGGCCAAUCAGGUUGCGGAUUCACUUCCACCUGGAGCUGGAUUGGGUGGCUCCUGUGGACCAAUCAGACUGUUGCAUUCUGAAUCCUAUUGAACUCAGUACAUAACAAAUUGCUUUCAAAAGCCACCACCCCCGUCCAUUUCUAUGGUGGUGGUACUAGGGGUCUUUGAAGGAUGGGAGGCAAUAAAACCUUUUGACACAAGUGCUACUCCUCUCUCCCCUCAGCAUCCCAACCACAGGUUCUCCAGAUGCGGCUGAUGUUCCUCCCGAAGGCUUCAGCAAGGACCAGCUGAAGGCCAGACUUAUGGAUGUCGUCACCACGAUGAAGAGUGGGAAGAAGAUGGUCCGAAGGAAGGCGCUCCGAGAUCUUUCUGACCUCCUGCAGAAGAUCCAGGAAUAUGUGAGUUACUGAAGCAAAGCAUUGCAACCAUGCAGGGCUGUCAAGGCUUUCAGGCUGUCGCUUCUAGGCCCACCCUGCAAGUUGCCCUAGGGACAAUCAGGCAUCCCGGCACAUACCCAAUUUUGAGAACAGAGCUGGGCCAUAGCAGAAUGAAUCCUAGUGAGUAAAACAGCUGAGAAAAGACCUAAAAAGCAAACAUCAGGAAAAGAGGGGUGGGAAGUAAAAAAGAAAUUGAUUUUUUUCUGUAUAGGAUGCUAAAUGUUUUGGAAUGUUUUGAAGAUUUAAUAAAAAUGUUUUAAUUAUCAGUUUUUAUCCAUCCAUUAUCCGUGUUUAAUCUUGUAUUUUAUUCAGAUGUUUUAUCCUAUGCUUGUUUCUUUGUCCUUACUUGCUCCAACAUUUAUCAGUUUAAAAAAAAUCCUAACUGCUAUUUUAUUUAUAUGUUUGUUUGUUUGUUUUUUAUCCUGGUCUGUGACCGUAAUAAAGUUUAAAAAAUAAAAUUAAAAUGUUGUAGGAAAAAUGGUGAUGGGUUGCUUCUCUUAUCAGUCCCUUCUCUGGGUUUCUUCUCAGCCAUCGGUAGCGCUUCCUGCAUCCUCCCUUGGCCAACUGGUGGCCAUUUCCUGUCUGUGCGCGUUGGAUCCAGACCCAGAGUGCAGACAGCGGGCAGCAGAGGCCCUCUGCCAUCUUCUGCCCAUCCUGCGGCGCAAAGAAGGUAAGACUGGAAGAAUGCAUCCCAGCAUGGGGUGGGAUGAGCAAGACCCGAACUAACCCUUUGGCUUUCCUUUGCAGAGACGCUGGCACGAAUGUCCAGGAACCAAACACUCAUCAUCAGAGCUCAGAAGGUCCUCAAUUCCACCAGAAGUCCGGUUCCUGCAUUGUUCAUCAAUGACUGCUACUCUCUUGCCAGGGUAAGUCGCUGUCACACAAGGCACAGCGGUCUCUCAAGCCUCAUGUUCUGGGUCCCACAGAGAAAGCACCUGGGCUUUCUGCUCCCCAGCCCUGCCCUGUGGGCAUCUCUGACCUUCCUCUCUUGCUUCAGGUCUUUGGCGCCUUUCUCCCUGCGGAGCAGCUCUUGGAGGCCGUGUGCUUCCUGGUCAGCAACCUGGUUCCUGAGAGCAGCUUCAGCCCCUUGGACAUCUCCCACCUGCUGCAAGAGUUCAUCAAGCAGUUUAGCGGCAAAGCAGAGGUAAGGUGUCUGCAGAGGUAGGAGAGAAGAAGAAUCUCCAUUUUGGUGUAGGGGAGGCAACCUCAUGCCAUUGAGUGGCCAGGGACACAUGUUUGUUGAGAGGGGCCUGGCAAUGUCAGGACAAGAAGCUCAGCCAAGGGUCCUGAGAAACAUGGGUUCAAGACUGGGGAAUCCUCCUCCUUCUGGGAGCAGACGGGCAAGCUUCUUCUCUUGGCCCACAAUGGAGAGGGAAACUGGUUUCCUGGAGCUGCCUGGGUCCAGUACUCCCAAGGACCCUGAGUGGUACCUUUGAAGGAAGAUGGCUGUGGUGGCACAGGUCAAGGGUCCCUCUUUCGAUGAGGGAUGGAGGGAUCUGCCUGCAGACAGCCCCACUUCCUUGUACUCUCUAAGCAACCCUCUCCUUUUCUCUGACAGGUGGAGGUGCUGAUGGAGGCCUUCUACAAAUUCACUCAGGGGCCUACAGUGGAGGGCAGAAACAUGGCCGUCUUCGCUUUCUCCAUCUUGUCACACCACUGCCUGGAGAAAGUGGUUGAAUACCUCCUCCAAUUUCCCUUCGGGUAUGGAGCCCUCCAGGUUCUACUGGGCUAAGGGAAAGGUUGGCAAGCUUCAGGGCUCACUCAGAAAGCCCUUGCUGCCAUUUCCACUCUCUGGGGCAGGGCAGCAAGCAGAAGACUUGAAUUUGAGCAUUGGUCUUGUUUUUGCAUUCACAGAGGCUGCCAGAGAAUAUGGAAGGAGGUUUUGGCAUCGGCUGACCAAGAACAACUGCUCCAUCUCAUGGCCGAGCAGCUUUACCAAAGCCCCUUGAAGGAAUCUGCCACCCAAGUGGUAAGGACGAACCACCUGCUUUCUGGCUUCCUUCUUCCCAGGGUGAUAUCGAGGGGUUUCUGUAUUCUGCACAAAAGCAGGGAAAGUGACUUGCACCUCUCUCUCUUCCAGGAACAUCUCACCAGCCUGUUGCACACCAUCUUCAGGAUGGAGGAAUACAAGGCAGCUGUGUGCUGGAACUUCCCACAGCUGCUGAUCGCUCUCCUGGGGAUGGUUGUCAACUUCCACUACGACCAGGAAUUCCUCGGGUGA